Adineta ricciae is the source of this 5646-nucleotide messenger RNA. The record is from the annotation of a GenBank genome assembly. NCBI's taxonomy places the organism in Eukaryota, Metazoa, Rotifera, Eurotatoria, Adinetida, Adinetidae.
AUGACUUCUGUGAGUCUAAAUCGAUCCUACGAUGAAGAAAUCACGAGAUUUGUUGAUUAUUUGCUCGAUACUGUUUCAACAACGGCAGUAGCAUACAACAAAACGAUUUUAGAGAAAGAGAAUUUUUAUCAAUCACAGUACAGUUCAAGUUAUAAAAAACUUAUCAACCAGAAACUACAACAAUGGAAAGAUUUUGAUGAAAACGAGACAAUCGACAUAAUCACUGAAAAGGAACUUUCUGAAAAAGAAUCUGAGAGUGAAGACGAGUCCUCACCAGAAGAUGAAAUCAACCGGUCAACAACAUCAAAACCUACUCCGAAAGUACAUGUUGACCUUCGGCAAAUUGAAAUUCCAAUCGAUCCUAUUGGUCAAUGCGAACGUCUUCUUCAAUUCUUAUAUCAUUGUCAACAACGUUAUCCCCACUUUGUCGAUCUCUAUUUUCAUACUCUUAAUCAUACCAUCAAAUGUUCCAACGAAAAAAUCAAUACUGUUGCCUUACAACAAAUCGCUCGACAUCUCUCCGAUGGUGUCACGAACGAAAAGCAACGUCAGCGUUUGAUCGAAUGUAUUCCAAGUAAAAAUUCGUUGGCGACUGUUUCGAAAAUACACAAACCGAUUUGUGCGACAAUUCAAAAUUUACUUUCGACAAGCGAAACAACCAUCAUAUCACCAGACGAUCUAGAUACCUUAUAUCCAUACCGUGCUCGAUUUUUUGAUUUACAACGUGAAUUUCGUGAUAGCGCACAUUACUUUAUCGACGGUGAUUCCUUCCUUCUCUCCAUUGCUCACCAUAUUAAUGUUGAUCUUCUUUCUUACUUUGGCAAUACUCUUCAUGUGAUUUAUUUAAUUGAACGUAUUCUUUUGACGCUUUUCAAUCAAACGCGUCAAUGUAAUUAUUCCUUACUCUUCUUUGAUUGCCAUCAUCAAUUCUACCAGCAAGAAAAACCUAUCUUGAGUCUUAUUCGAUCCUGUCUUAUCGCACAUCUUUCAAAGAAUAUUAAUCAAUACCAAUCCUCGAAAGUACAACAAUUUUCAUCGUGGUUCGAUGAGGAUUAUAAAGCAUUUGUUCAGAAAGAAAAACCUCAUUUCGUCUUUUAUCAUGAUAUGUCAAGCUUCGAUUUCAAACUCGAUCAUCUCUUAUGUAAACAGUCUCUUACACGUCUUCUUUAUAUCUAUCGGCUAUUUGGUAUUUAUCAUCAGUAUUCAUUGAAUUGCCAUGCGUAUCUAAUGAAUAAAUUGGCAUUGACUGAUACUUAUAUCAAAUGUUUUCAAGUGAAUUUUCAUAGAAAUUGCUCGGAAUCUCGAAUACACAAAGCACUCCAGAUCCGUUCAACCUAUCGACAUGUUACAAAUGCUGAAAAAGACCAAUGGAUUCAAUUCGAAAGACAAAUCACUGAUCAAAUGGAUUUACGAUUAGCUCUUUAUAUUAAAACAAUCAAAGAUUUGAUGGAAAUGAAAAAAGAUCAGUUUGAAGAAGAGAAUCUACUAAGACUUCUUAGUCCAUUACUUAUUCUUCAUAUGGCUCUUCUCAUUCGUCUUUCGCUAGUCGAUCGUCAUCUCCCCGAAGAUUUACCGUCGAUCACGUUCAGUUCCCAGCUUGCUCAAUUGAUCAUUGAGUUUCAACAGCAACUGGCCAUAUCAGUAGCAGUUGCAUCUUCAUCAACUCGAUCUUGCUCAAAAAUAGCUGAUUUAUACGACGGACGUCUUUUCGCAUUUACGCUCUAUCAGUUAUUAUCUAAUGUAUCCUUCCAUUCGGACACAAUGUGUAUUUUCAGCGAUGGACUAUUAUUCUUAGAAUUUUCAACCGACCAAAACCUAUUUCAUGAAACAACAAAUAAGCUAGUUGAAGCUGAGCACUUAACAUUUUCACCAUCACUUGCAAGACAGAGUACUGCUGUUACUAAGUCACAACAAAUCACUCGUAUAUCCAAUCGAUUUAUUGAUACUUGCCUACAGCCGAUUAUUUCUAACAUCAAUAAUACGACAUUCAAUUUCGUCGAUCCUCAAGAUGUUCGUUUAUCUCGAUACGAAGGCAAAUAUCAUUGGCACGUAUACAAAGAGGUUGGUGAUGAAAUCAGCCGUGUACGAAAUAAUGAUGAAACCUAUCAAAAUUCUACCAAAUAUCGUUAUCGGACCCAACAAAAACAACGAUUUUAUACUUAUUUCACUUUGUACGGCAAUUCAUUGACUAGUCGCGAUGUUCGAGAUAGUCAUUUGCAGAUUGUCCUCCCGACGGUUUCGCCGUCAGUGGUACAAUCGGAGUCUAAGAAGAAAGAAAAACCUCCGAAAAAAAUUGAUCUCCUUCGCGAGAAAAAUCAACAGAAGAAGAUGGCGGACCGCAACGAGGAUGAAGCUGAUCAAUUAAUUGCAGUUCUAAAGUUAUUAGAUGAGGUUCCAAUAGAUAAUUAUGCUCGAGCGAUUGACAUUCUCGAUGCUGCUUUACUAAACUUUAAAAUCUCGUCUCAUCGUUUGGAAUUAUUGAAACGGAAGUUUCGAUUUCAACGAAAAUAUUUACAAUCGCUCCGGAAGAAAAGUGUUCUAACUAACGAAGAAAACGCCAGUUUGGAGCUUCUUCAAGUGAAUUACUUUGCAACCAUCAGUGAAAUGGCCAACAUAGAGCAUAUCGAUGAUGUAUUCGAGAAAAAGACGAAGUAUUUAGAAGAACUGAUCGAUCAAACACCUUUGGACCGGGAAGAAUGGUAUCGAUUUCAAAUGAACCAAAUCAAUAGUCGACUACCGAGACGCGAAAAUAACAAACCAGACCAACGUGUCAUAGAUUUCAUUCCCGACGACUGGCAAGUGAAAUUUCUUGAUGCUGUGGACAAACGUCAAUCGAUCAUUAUCGUCGCGCCUACUGCCUCGGGUAAAACGUAUGCAUCAUACUAUGCAAUGAACAAGGUAUUGAAGGACGAGAAAGAUCAGCACGGUCUGUGUGUGUACAUCGCGCCGACGAAAGCAUUGGUCAAUCAGGUCGCAGCGACAAUUCAUUCGAAAUUCGGUCCGGUAUUUGGAAUAUUUACACGAGAUUACCGCGUAAACAUGGAUUCGUGCCGAAUAUUGGUUACUGUUCCACAAUGUAUGGAAAUUUUACUUCUGUCUCCAACACAUCAGCAAUGGUGUCAACGGAUCAAAUAUGCCAUAUUCGAUGAAAUUCAUUGCAUGUCGGGCGAAAUCGGUGCGGAUGUUUGGGAGAAGACCAUGCUGCUCAUCAAUUGCCCAAUGAUUGGUCUAUCGGCAACAGUGAAUAACAGCGAUGAAUUGCGUCAAUGGAUUACGAAUGUCGAACGACAACGAGCGGAACUAUUUGGAAUAUCGACACCGCGUCAGGUAUGCUUGAUUGUUCAUCAUGAACGUGCAGCUGACUUGAACAAAUAUUUGUAUUCAAACCGAGAAUUACAUCCUAUUCAUCCAAUUGGAAUCAUGAAUGCGAAGCAAUUAGUGACAAAAGGUAUUCCUAAAGAUCUUUCACUAUCCCCACGCGAGACUUUACAACUUGAAGAUUUAAUCAAGACAAAACAAACUGACGAAAAAUGGGCAUCUACACCACCCCUAGCUGAAUACUUUUCAUCGAGUUGGAUUAUCGAGCGAAGUUUAUGCAAUGAAUAUUCCAAAUUAGUUCAUGAUCAGUUCAAUCAGUUGAUUGAUCGAAAAGAUAUACAUGUUAUCGACUCAAUUAUUACAUCGUUACAGCCAAUGACAUCAGUGAAUUUUCGAUAUCCUGAACCGAAGCCUACACCUUCAUUAAUCGUGGAUUUUAUUCUCACACUCAAAGAAAAGAACCUUCUUCCAUGUAUCGUUUUCACAGAUAAUCGAGCUUUGUGUGAGCAUAUGGCUCACAGUGUUGCGACGCAUCUGUACACAAAGGAAAAGCAGUUGCGAGAAACAAAAUAUAAAAUUCAACUACAAGAAUUACGAAAUCGUUUGGAAUUAGCAGAACAGAAUCGACAGAAGUCCAAACCAAAGAAAAGUUUGAAAUCGUCGCGCGGACGUCGUCAUGCUGAAGAUGAUGUCGAAGAAAUAAAAAUGGUCGAAGAAGAAAACAAGCAGAUCUUGCUUUCUGGACACGAAGAACAACUAUUAAACGGUAUUUUAGAUGAAGGAACGUUAGCUAGCCGACAAAGAUGCGAUCGAGCCUUGGUCGACGCUUUAUUGGAACGAGCUCAUGUAGAAAAUCCUCGCCUAGUCUCGUAUAUGAAACGAGGAGUCGCUUACCACCAUUCCGGUUUGAACAACAAAGGUCGUGUUGCUGUAGAAGCUCUGUUUCGUAAUCGAUAUAUUCAAGUUGUUUUCUCUACAGCAACACUCGCAUUGGGUAUUCAUAUGCCAACAAAAAGUGUUGCAUUCAUACAAGAUUCAAUUUAUCUAGAUGCAUUGCAAUAUCGACAAGCAUCGGGUCGCGCUGGUCGCCGUGGUUUCGAUAUACAAGGUCAUGUGAUAUUUAUUGAUAUACCUCUAGCAAAAAUUAGUCAUUUAUUCAUGUCAGCUAUUCCAAAUAUACAUGCACAUUUUCCUACCAGUGUCACGUUUCUUCUACGUUUGUUACACUUAUGCGCAAAUGCCAAAGAUGUCGAUGAUGCGAUCAAUCGAUCGUUGAUUGCAUUACAGUGCUCAUUGAUGUCACAAUCACCUUUGAAGAGUCAAUUGAUCGACGUUCAAACACGUUUUCAUUGUUUAUUUACAUUAGAUUUUCUUUACCGACUGAACUUAAUUGAUCGACAAGGAGGAUUAGUUGGUUUAGCUGGUCUUCUAAGUCAUCUGCACUAUUUCGAACCGGCAAAUAUUUUACUUAUCUACUUGAUGGACACGCGAUUAUUUCAUGAAGUUCGAGAUCAAUUCGAAAUUAUUACGAUUUUUGCAUACCUUUUUACGAAUAUGCCAUGGUUGAUCACUCCUCGCGGAUAUGAUGAUCUAGUGCAACACCGAAAAGAAGAAAAGUUGAAUUCGAAAUUAUUUCUGGCACCGAUUUCAAAAAAAUUUCGACAACGUGUUGAUAGUUACAACUCGAUUGUUAAGGAAGUUUAUGGAUGUUAUAUACAAACGAUCAUACAACAUCUUCGUCGUUCGACUAGUUCUAAUAAACAAGAGGAAGUUUUACCAUUUUCGAGUAUUUCGUUUGCUCAAACUAUGGAUUAUGAUAAUGGAACAUUUGAGUAUCGACUUCAUCAUCAUUAUUCCCAACAGAUGCAAAAUCCUACGUCCAUUUCUCCGUUUGCUGCUCUCUCAGGUCUUACUCAUGAGAAAUACAUGUCGAGGUAUAAUCCAAUUAUUGGCUCAUGGGAUCUUAUUUAUGAUAUCGAUUUAUCGUCGAAAGUGGUGCCAUUCAUUGAUAUAGAUUGCUGUGAUCACACAAAUACAGCUUACCACCUAAAUAGUUACGCAUUUGACUUCUAUAAGCAUGGCUCCGAAAAAUUAUUGAUUAUGGAAAACUGGUUAAAUGCUGGGGAUACAUACAAUCUUCUGUUAGAUUUUAAAAUGAUUUUGGCAUCGGUCAAAACGUCAUUAGAAGUUAUUUUAAAUCAUGACCUCAAGGAACAUGACAAUGAAGAUUUAACGAUGAUUAAGCCGUUAUAUCGAACUAUAGAAAACGUACAUGAAAAAUUUUCGACAAAAUUCCGACGUCAGUACCCGAACCGAAAUAAGAUUUAG